Molecule: messenger RNA, 2886 nt
Organism: Cyprinodon variegatus (sheepshead minnow)
Lineage: Eukaryota; Metazoa; Chordata; Actinopteri; Cyprinodontiformes; Cyprinodontidae
Gene: lig4
Product: ligase IV, DNA, ATP-dependent
Exons: 2
Coding region: 14-2740 (908 amino acids)
Biological process (GO): DNA biosynthetic process; immunoglobulin V(D)J recombination; double-strand break repair via nonhomologous end joining
Cellular component (GO): DNA ligase IV complex; DNA-dependent protein kinase-DNA ligase 4 complex
Molecular function (GO): DNA ligase (ATP) activity; ATP binding; DNA binding
Source: RefSeq, a predicted model, not a curated record
UAUACAUCUGAUCAUGGAAGGAACUUCUAAAAGCGAUGGUGCCGCUGAGCCGAGUGUUGCUGCUCAGGUACCUUUCCUCCACCUCUGCACAACUUUAGAGAAAAUCCAGAAGUCCAAACUCCGUCCAGAUAAAUCCAAGAUCCUUGGGGAUUUCAUUAAAUCAUGGCGGGAAUUUCAUGCUGCACUCCACAAGGACGACCCAAAAACGACAGACUCCUUCUACCCUGCUAUGCGCCUUAUUGUGCCCCCGUUUGAACGAGAGAGAAUGGCUUACGGCAUCAAAGAGAGCAUGCUGGCUAAGCUCUAUAUUGAUGUUUUAGGACUCCCAAAGAAUGGCCCCGAUGCCAGUAAGCUGCUGAACUACCGCGCUCCGACCACAUCCCAAGGAGAGGCUGGGGACUUUGCUGGCAUGGCGUACUUUGUGCUAAAGAAACGAUGUACCAGCCAAGGAAACCUCAGUAUCAAAGAGGUCAAUGACUUUCUAGACUCGGUGGCCAUCAAUAAUGCCAGCAAGCAGAAGGAUCUGGUGAAAAAAAGCCUGCUGCAUCUUAUCACUCAAAGCUCUGCUCUGGAGCAAAAGUGGCUCAUUAGAAUGAUUCUGAAGGACAUGAAGCUCGGAGUUAGCAAAGAAACCGUGCUCCAGGUCUUCCACCCGGACGCCGCGGAGCUCUACAACGUCAACACCGACUUAAAGAAAGUGUGCCAACAGCUGCACGACCCCUCUGUGUCUUUAAGCGACGUCUCGAUAGAACUCUUCUCUGCUUUCAAGCCCAUGCUGGCGGCGGUGGCUAACAUCCGCAACGUAGAGAAGCAGAUGGGAAACAGCCCCUUUUUCCUUGAGACAAAGCUCGACGGCGAGCGGAUCCAGCUGCACAAGGACGGGGACGUGUACAAGUACUUCAGCCGGAACGCUUUCGAGUACACGCAGCAGUUUGGAGGAUCGCCGCUCGAGGGGUCGCUCACUCCUUACAUCCACAACGUCUUUAAAAGCAACAUCGUCAACUGCAUCCUGGACGGCGAGAUGAUGGCGUACAACCCGGUGGCAGAGACCUUCAUGCAGAAAGGGAGCAAAUUUGACAUUAAGAGACUGGUGGACGACUCCGAGCUGCAGACGUGCUUCUGUGUGUUUGACGUGUUGCUGGUCAAUAACCAAAAGCUCGGCAAAGAACCCCUGAAGAAGCGGUAUGACACCCUUCAGACCAUUUUCACGCCUGUCAAGGGGCGGAUACACGUGGUGCCGAAGACAGAAGUCAGAACCAUGCAAGAGGUGGUUGGUGCUCUCAAUGACGCUAUCGAUAAGAGGGAGGAAGGGAUCAUGGUGAAGGACCCUCUUUCCAUCUAUAAACCUGAUAAACGAGGUGAGGGCUGGCUAAAGAUAAAGCCGGAAUACAUGGAUGGCUUGAUGGAUGAGCUGGACUUGCUGAUUGUCGGUGGUUACUGGGGGAAAGGAAGACGAGGAGGGAUGAUGUCCCACUUUCUAUGCGCUGUGGCCGAAGCGCCAAAGCCUGGUGAGAAACCAUCGGUCUUCCACUCCUUCUGCCGCAUUGGCUCAGGUUACACUAUGAAAGAGUUGUAUGACCUGGGGUUAAAGCUGGCGAGGCACUGGAAAGUCUACCGGAAGAACGACCCGCCAGCAUCCAUCCUCUGCGGAGCAGAGAAACCAGAAGUCUACAUCGAACCCUGCAACUCGGUCAUCAUCCAGGUCAAAGCGGCUGAGAUCGUCGGCAGCGACAUGUACAAGACCAAUUGCACUCUGCGCUUCCCCAGAAUCGAAAAGAUCCGCGAGGACAAAGAGUGGCACCAGUGCAUGACCCUGGCAGAGCUGGAUCAGUUCCGCGGCAAGGCAUCGGGGAAGCUGGCUUCGCGCCACCUCCGCAUUGACGACGACAGCGAACCGCAGAAGAAGAAGAGGAAGCUGCCCGUCAAACCUAAGAAGGUGAUCGGCGUCGUCGAUCACUUUAGGCCCCAGGACCUGUCUGGGGUUUCCAAGGAGACGGAUAUGUUUGAGGAUGUGGAGUUCUGCAUCCUGAACGGCACUGAGGAUCACCCAAAGUCCGAGCUGGAGAAGGGCGUGGCCAGGUGUGGAGGUAUCGUAGUUCAGAACCCAGGGCGGGACACCUACUGCGUGAUCGCUGGGGUGGAGAACAUGCGCGUGAAGAACCUGAUUUCAUCGAACCAGCACGACGUGGUUUGGGCCUCCUGGCUGCUGGAGUGCCUGGACCAGAAGGAAGUGGUGCCAUGGCAACCCCGCCACAUGAUCCACAUGUCUCCCUCCACCCGGGAACAUUUCGCCAAGGAGUACGACAGCCACGGCGACAGCUACUUCGUGGACACGGACGAGCAGCAGCUGCGGGAGGUGUUCGGCAGGAUCAACGCGGUGCAGGCUGUCAAUCCGGCGCAGGUGGAGGAGCGCUACGGCUGGGAGGACCUCCCCACCAGCAUGUUCAGACCGUUCACCAUUUACUUAGACGUGUUUGCCAACAUCGGAGAUCCAGAAAGCGCCGUAGCGGCUACCGGUCUGGACAUCAGGGCGCUGGAGUUUCGGUACCACGGAGGGACGGUGGUGCAGACGUUGGAGGAAGGCGUUUCAUACGUGGUUGUUGAGAACGAGACCAGAAUUCUGGAUCUGAGGACUCUGAGACGCCGCUUUAGGAAGAAGUUUAAGAUCGUAAAAGAUUCCUGGGUGACGGACUCUAUCAAAGCAGGUUAUCUGAUGAGUGAUGCUGAUUACUUAGUGUGAGGUUAAACCAGUUUACAUUUCAGCUGGUAUUUUAAAUUAUUUCUUAUUUUAAUACAAAUAAAUGUAGAAUAUUAAAUUGAUCUGUAAAUGUGCUUGUCGGGGUUUAAUUUAAAACAUUUAAAUUUGUGGUUUUUAAUGAUACAGAA